GGUGAAAAAGUCCCUCUGAAGUGACGGAUGAGGGAAGUUCACAGGUUUUCACUUUUCACCGACUUCUCCACGUAAGACAUUUUGCUUCUUGCCUGCACAGCCAAGUCUGAUCCCUGAAAAUCAACUUGAAGGGAACUUUGGAUACAAGUUUAAAGACGAGACCUUCAAAGAAAAGGUGAGAGGAUUGGAGAGAGGGGUACGAUGCAGGCGCGCUACCCCGUGUCCAGUCCAAGCCCUCUAGGCGUAGUGCCUUACAUCACCGGAGAGCAAGGGUUUUAUCGAGCUGCGGCCGGUGGAGGAUAUACCGGUAUGCCUGCGCCUAUGAGUAUGUACUCUCAUGCAGCGCACGAGCAGUACCCCAGUGGGAUGGCUCGCGCCUAUGGGCCAUACGCUCCUGCGCAACAGCCAAAGGACAUGGUGAAGCCUCCAUACAGCUACAUCGCGCUUAUAACCAUGGCUAUCCAGAACUCCGCCGAUAAAAAGAUCACGUUGAACGGGAUCUAUCAAUUUAUCAUGGAACGUUUUCCAUUUUACCGGGACAAUAAGCAAGGCUGGCAGAACAGCAUACGACAUAACCUAUCACUUAAUGAGUGCUUCGUCAAAGUGCCACGAGAUGAUAAGAAGCCAGGUAAGGGCAGCUACUGGACUCUAGACCCGGACUCGUAUAACAUGUUUGAAAACGGCAGUUUCUUGCGACGAAGGCGCCGCUUUAAGAAGAAAGAUGUGCUGAGGGAUAAAGAGGAGCGGGACCGACAGGACAAAGAUAACCCGGGACAACAAGCAUGCGAGCAAGAACCACAGCAGCCAGUGAAGCUCCGGGAAAUAAAGACGGAGAACGGGGCCUGCACGCCUCCGCAUGAUAGUACUCCACCACUCAGCGCAGUGGCCAAAACGGAGAGCCCGGAGAAGAGCGGCGGGAGCGCUUGUAGCGGGAGUCCUCAAACGCAAACGACACAACAGGGUUUUAGCAUGGAUACAAUCAUGGCAGGACUUCGAGGGUCCCCACAGCACGCCGCAGAGCUCCCGGCCUCUCGCGCUGCUCUUCCAGGCUCAGUGUCUCUGACCUACUCGCCAUCACCGCAGCCGCACUACAGUCCACCCUGCGGCCAGCCCGCCACCUAUCACUGCAACAUGCAAGCUACGAGCCUUUACACUGGGGACCGGGGCCACGAGGAUAACACUUUACCGGAAUACACAAACACAACAAGCGCCUCCUCUAUCUCACACCCCCAUCAGAGCUCGAGUCAGGAGAGCCAGCACUUGCAACAGAACCGACUCGCACCCUGGUACCUCAAUCAGUCCGGAGAGCUGGGACACCUGAGCGCGAGCUAUCCCGCUCAGCAGCAGAACUUUCACGCGGUGCGCGAGAUGUUCGAGACGCAGCGGAUAUCUCCGGUGACCGGAAGCAAUAGCUGUCAAAUGGCUUUUCCGUCCAGUCAGCCACUCUAUCGGGCUCCCGGAGCCUUUGUAUACGAUUGCAGCAAGUUCUGACCAAAAGUUUUAUGAAUUUCAAAAUUGUUUAAUAUAUAUUUGUAUUUUCCAUGUUUUUUGUAAUUUAAGGAAACGAUUAGACAGUGAACUCGAGGUUAUAUGCCAGUUUGUGUUGGUAAGUAGGCCUAAAAUAAGUCUGCUGUGGUCGUCGGACUGCACAUAAGCAUUCUCUACCUGCUCGUCAAAAUGGACGAAAGGCAGAUGUGGGGAAAUUUGUUAAUUUAUUUUAUGCUAGAGCAAGUUGACCAACUUUGUAAGGAAAUGUCUUAAACUAUUUAUAAUCAAUUCAGUAUAGAAAGGUAACGACUGUACAACUGAGUUACUUUUUUCCUCAUAUAUUUUUUGAAAAUAUCCAAAGUUACUAUUUGUUAAAUAAAUUCUCGUUUUCUUGGA
Triplophysa rosa is the source of this 1884-nucleotide messenger RNA. RefSeq names its product forkhead box C1b (gene foxc1b). The record is from RefSeq and is a predicted model, not a curated record. Gene Ontology annotation, molecular function: DNA-binding transcription factor activity, RNA polymerase II-specific; RNA polymerase II cis-regulatory region sequence-specific DNA binding. Bases 202 to 1491 code for a protein of 429 amino acids. The transcript has 2 exons. Gene Ontology annotation, biological process: anatomical structure morphogenesis; cell differentiation; regulation of transcription by RNA polymerase II. NCBI's taxonomy places the organism in Eukaryota, Metazoa, Chordata, Actinopteri, Cypriniformes, Nemacheilidae.